Molecule: messenger RNA, 2744 nt
Organism: Carassius gibelio (silver crucian carp)
Lineage: Eukaryota; Metazoa; Chordata; Actinopteri; Cypriniformes; Cyprinidae
Product: sterile alpha motif domain-containing protein 10
Exons: 5
Coding region: 208-732 (174 amino acids)
Biological process (GO): cell surface receptor protein tyrosine kinase signaling pathway
Cellular component (GO): cytoplasmic side of plasma membrane
Molecular function (GO): protein binding
Source: RefSeq, a predicted model, not a curated record
GCCCGAGGGUUUGAGAGCCGAGUGACUGUCAUCCCUCUCUCGGGUUCAUAUGUGGACGCGUGCGCUGAUUUCUCCUGCUCAACAGCAGAUCUGUGCGCUCGGAGGUGUCUUUCAGGAGCACCAUCUCUCUUCUACCGGACCGGACACCCGUGACAAUGGUAGACAUCUACUAAAGCCAUCACGGAGAGAUACGCGUUUGUACCGACUAUGGCUGUAGACGCUGCGUCCAGCUUCAGCUUCUGUCGGGCUGCGCUGGAGCACACGGUCUCAGCAGAGGAGCUCAACUAUCAGCUGCCACGCAGGGCCGGGGGCAACCUGACCUGGCAUGAAGGACGUGGCCAGAGGGUGACGAGGAGGACCGUCAAACUGCUGCAGCAGCCCGGCACAGAAGAUAUACAGAUCCAGCCAGGAGAGGCAUUCACUGUGUACCACACCAGCCCCACGCUCUCCAGCUUAUGCAAACCAGUGGUGCUUUGGACCCAGCAGGAUGUGUGCAAGUGGCUGAAGAAAAACUGUCCUCACAACUACCUGACAUACGUGGAGGCCUUCUCUCACCACGCCAUCACAGGUCGUGCCCUGUUGCGGUUGAACGGAGAGAAGCUGGAGAGGAUGGGUAUAAUCCAAGAGACUCUGAGACAGGAAGUCCUGCAGCAGGUCCUACAGCUACAGGUCAGAGAGGAAGUGCGUAACCUACAGCUGCUCAGCAGAGCUUCCUUCGGCAACAUUUCUUAGCUCGUCUAUCCUUUUGGCAGCUCUCUCGACUUCCUGGCAGACACGGGAGGCCUUGUUCCAAACUGCUACAGACAGAAAGAGAGCGAGAGAAUCUGCCUGGAGGUGGAGCUGUGGACUGUUAACUCAACACCAAAUUUACAGACUGGACCGUCUUUUUAUGCAGACCUGGAUCCGUAUAGAAAGAAUCAUAUAAAUCUGCAUUUGAAUGGGGUUUCAAAGACUCAAAUGGACAAAGUCAAACUCUAAACCCUAAUAUAGCGAUAAGAUUCAAGUCUCAAAACCUAGAGACCAACCAGUGCUCUGUCAGACAAUAAUAAGGAUACAGAUUGGAUCAAGAUGCUGAUUUUCAAGACGUUGAUGGAAAUGUUGUCUCAGAUCCAAAUCGAAAGAUGAACAUUGAUCUCAGAUCAUGUUAAAAGGUGAUUCAUAUCAGCAGCCUUGAUUCCCCAAGUGUUUGGACAUCUGACAGACCCGCUUUUUAACCCAGUAUCACUCACUUAACAUGGACAUCAAUGCAAUGCUGAAGAAAUCCUGUUUCUACAAGUGUGGAAGCAGACAGUUCCUCCUCCUACCUCUCAUGAUAGAUUAUAUCAUUUAAUUUGCUGAGGAUUAGAUAUAGAAUAGGGCAUGAUGUUUGAUUAUCCAGUAUCUUUCCACUCCUGACUUCACGUUAAAGGGAUGUUCACAAUGAUAAAAACCAAGACUACAUGAUCUGAAACUGGAUAUUAUGGACAAUUUGUUUGAAAACGAACACUGAAUGUUGCCAAUAUCAGACGUGCACAUGGAAAAACCAACCAUCAUUUUGCUUUUCUUCUCAGGACGUUCAAGAGCUUCGUAUAAUGUUCCUGCUGUUACCUUUAUAAACACUUUUAAGAUAUAUAUUCUUGAUUUCAUUGUCAUUGUGAAAUCUUGCACAGAUAUAGCAGGUUUUCUCCUAAUACACAAAGAAUAUAUCAGAGUAUAAAUAUACCUUUACUCUAGAGUAUGUGUCUAGAUCACUGUCACUCGUAGAAGUACAAAGCAAUAAUGUAAAGCGGUGCCACAUGUCUGCAUGGCUAGACCUGUUAGAGAAUGUUUUUAAAUCGGUUACCUUACAAUCACAAAUUUUAGGUCUGCAACAUACUCCAUGCAAGCAAACGCUUCUAGAUUCUAGAUCAAGACCCUCAAGCACCGUCAGUUUUCUCUUUUAGGUCAGCUAUUUUGAGCUGGAGAUUGAGAGAAUACUAUGUAGAUAGUUGGGUUUCAUUGGAUCAGUGUGUUUAACCGUGUUGGCUCCGUCUGAACAUGGCAAUUGUGUUUCCCAACAUCAUAAAUUCAAAAGCUAACUAUGAAUGUCUGAAAUGUUGCUGGCUGUGUCAACGAGGCUUUUGAGUAAUGAGGUUUGUUAUCUCCAAGAACGCAAGACGGCAUGUUAAGUGUGUACUUCAGAGAGACAGUUUAUUUCCUCUAGUAUGAUUAAGGAGAUCUUGCAGAGAUAAUUUAAUUCUUUCCGUUUUGAGAUAUUGUCUUUAUUAGUGCUGAUGAAUCUUGAAUGCUCUAACAACUACAACUACACUGUGAUGCAGUGGCAUGUUUAAGGAAGCUUAAAUGUUUGUCUGUAUUCUGAGUUACGGUGAAAUCUCGUUAAGUCUCAGCGUGAUUGUCGGAUGCUCAUGACACCAGUUAUUGUUCAAGGCUUUUACACAGUGUAGUCUAAGCUGAUGGACAUCUGGCCCCAUGACACAAACCAAUUCAGUCCAUCCAGGUUGAAAGGGUUUAUAUGAGACUGAACUUCAUGUGACGUAAUGAUUGGUGCGUUUCCAGAGCGUUUGCUGCGUCAUGUAUUUUGACACACUAGCAUUUUUUUUUUCUCCUGACAUGCAAUGGGCUUCUUUUAAAUCUUGUUAUGCAAAAAAGUGAGGGAAAUGAACAUUGGUUAUGUAAUGACCUGCUACCAACGUGAUUAUACAAGACACGGUGUGGCAAAAACAGCUGUAUGCGUGUGUUUUGGAAUAAAGUUUAAAAAAUACAGA